AUGACUACUCCGGUACGGCAGUCCACCGGGUCAGACGAGGACGACGAUGACAUGAAUAUUGAUGAGGGGCAAGAAUUACCACAUCUUACCGUGGAACAGAAUACUACAAGUGGAAGCCAAGGGGCACUUGCUACUGUUCUACGAGAUGCGACCAAUUGGCUCCCACAAGUCAAAUCCCUCAAGGAGACAGACGUCAUCAUUCUUCUUACGCCUGUGACCAUUCCUAUUAGCUCUGAUCCUACUGACACAAGCGAUCCUUUUGAGCCCCUAGGACGCUCGUUAGCGAAGAGACACUCUCGCAUUCGGCACGUACCUUACACCCAAAGGAAUGGUAUUACUUCAACUCACCUUGGGUUCAUAAAACGAGGGCAUGUUAUCAUACUUUGUUUCGCCCUGCGACCUGGCCAACAUAUCCAACUUGAAUUUGCAGAUAUUGCGCUGGCGGUCAGCGACAACAAACCUUGUAUCAUCGUGGUAUGUUGUACUCCGAUAGAUGCAAACCAAGUUAUUCCAUUUCCCACCGUUAUUCAGACGGCUGGAUAUACUCCUCCAGCCCUCGAAUCCACUGCUGCGUUGAUUUUCGGAGAGCAGCAGUCAGCAUUUCAAAGUGAUCCAUCACCAGCAGCCCAUUUUACAGACCCGCAGCGACCCAGAUUAUGGCCAGUCGAGCUGUGGAACGAGGUGCGGGAUGUUUCAAGUGUGCUGGAGUUAUGGAAUGAGAGUAUCAAUGGGCGCUUCAGUCUCGACCAGACAACACUCGCCUCUCUUCUCCGACGUCCAGGCUACGCCAAACAUUACGUUGUUCGAGACACAAAAAAUGGUGUGAUACUUGGUAUAUGUGCCACAUAUCUCUCAUACGUUGAUAAAGAAGGGGAAAAACUCAUCGCCUCCAUAGCAGCUCUCCUAGUCCGGUCCACGCACCGGCACUUAGGGAUCGGUCUGAGCUUACACAGCCACGCGGUUUCUCAGCUUAAAAAAACACGAGGUGUUAUACGUUUACAGUUCGGGAGUACUUUUCCGCGGAUUCUCUACGGGCCGCCUUCCGAUAUGAAUUUCAAUGAAGAGUGGUUCCGACGAAGGGGAUGGCACUUGGAUAAGGAUGUACCCGGACAGGGGCAAGCAAUAUAUGACCUCAUUUUGGACUUCAAAGAUUGGAAAUAUGGCAAAAAUAUUUCUCCAAUGCAGCUGCAAUUCAGGCUUUGUGCACAGGAAGAUAUGAUGAGAGUUCUUGAUCUUGUUGAGGGAUCUUCUGCGAGACGGGGUAAAAUGGGCUGGUUCGAUCAGUACUCAUCUUUAAUGAAUGGUCCCAACGUCAAAGAUAUUGUCAUAGCACUCGAAAACGACAAUAUCGUUGCCACAGCACUCACAUACACGCCAUCUUGUGGUAGCCCAAUUCCAUCAAAUCUACCGUGGGCCGCUCAAAUCUCCCCCGAUAUUGGUGGAGUAACUUGCAUUUGCCUCCCAAUUGAGAACAAUACGGUCAUGGUUGGCCUACUUGAUGCUUGCAUAAAGAAUCUCCAAAAUCAGGGUAUGAAGAGAAUGUUCAUUGACGGAAUAUCCAGUGAGCUAGAUGCAUUGAAGCAGCUAGGAUUCCUGGAAUGGGCGAAAUAUAAAGAUGUAUGGAAAGAUACAUAA
Messenger RNA from Lachnellula hyalina, 1635 nucleotides. RefSeq lists its product as uncharacterized. The record is from RefSeq and is a predicted model, not a curated record. Gene Ontology annotation, biological process: peptidoglycan turnover. The transcript has 6 exons. The coding region runs from base 1 to 1635 and encodes 544 amino acids. Lineage: Eukaryota; Fungi; Ascomycota; Leotiomycetes; Helotiales; Lachnaceae.